This is a messenger RNA of Lodderomyces pseudojiufengensis, 1248 nucleotides long. RefSeq names its product U5 snRNP complex subunit. The record is from RefSeq and is a predicted model, not a curated record. The coding region runs from base 1 to 1248 and encodes 415 amino acids. The transcript has a single exon. Gene Ontology annotation, molecular function: protein binding. Gene Ontology annotation, cellular component: U5 snRNP. NCBI's taxonomy places the organism in Eukaryota, Fungi, Ascomycota, Pichiomycetes, Serinales, Debaryomycetaceae.
AUGAACCACAAAUCAUUAGAACCAUAUGAUGAUUACCACGAUGAUGAUAUAGCAUUCAAAAAGAAAAGCAGACAAAGAUUGAAAGUGGAUUUGGAGACAUUGGACAGCUCGGAGAGCGAAGAUGAUUUAGAAGUUCAAGAUCUGCAUCUAUACUUUGGAUCACGUAAAGAAGAUAACCACAAAGAAGAUUUGUUUGUAAGUAAGGACGAUAAAAUACUGAAGGAUAAUAAAGUCAAUGCGGAAAUUGAGGAUGAGGACAUGUUUGCAAGUGAUGAAGACGAGGUAGUGAAAAAGAAAGUUCAGUUCAUUGAUCGUGAUCAACCGCAAGACAUAAACCUGAGGGACGACUAUAGUAAUUAUAACCAUGAAAGAUACAGAGAAGACACGCAUCAGAAGGAAGAACAGGAUUUUGAUGAGAGUGAAGAAGAAGAUGAUAUAACGAGUAGUCAUAACACCAUCUCAGAGGAGGACGGAUCGGAAGUUGAUGAAGCUAAAGAGCCAAGAAUUGAAAGGUUCGAUUUGAGUGAAGAAAAGGAAUUAGGGAUAAUCGACAAUGAAGGAAAUUUGAUUAAACACGGCCUGGAGGAUGAAAAAGAUGCAGAGGAAGAAUACAUUUCUGGUUUCAGCAAGCAUGAAAUUCUUAAAGCUAAAAGAGCUGAAGAAGAAAGAACGAGGAUUGCAAAAGAACAACAAAUGAAUAUUAAUGCAAAUAAAGAAUCAAUUAGAGAUAUUCUUAAGUCGCUAAUAGAAAUAUUGGAGCCCGCCGAGACUCCAAUGGAAUCGUUAGCUAGAUUAAACUCAAUCUUGAAGAAAAAGAAAAAGCAAAAGCUCAAUGGAAUUCAGGCAAGCAGCGAAAUAACCUGUAUAACUGAUUGUUGCUCGAAACUAACAAAGCUGUCACUCUUUGAAGAACCAUAUGAUGUUACCAGGGAAGAGUUUAUGAGAGAAUAUCAAAAGGUAACAGGCUUGCAAUAUAUAAAUUCAUCGAAACGACAUAGAGAUGGAGAUGAAGAAGCUGAUGACAGAGCCAAUCAGACAAUAAAUGAUGACGAACAAGAUCAAACUGAAAACGAUUAUGGAGAAAAAAUAUGGGAAUUCAAGUGGAUUGGUGAAACCAAUUUAAAUGGCCCUUAUUCAGAGUAUGAGAUGUAUCAUUGGAAGGAGAAUUACUUCCAAAGUAAAGUAUUAGUUCGUAAAUUAGGGGAAGCUUCUUUCAAACACAUAGAAGAAGUAACAUUCAUUCCGUAA